Photinus pyralis (common eastern firefly) is the source of this 941-nucleotide messenger RNA. Its product is annotated as enoyl-CoA delta isomerase 2, mitochondrial-like. The transcript has a single exon. The record is from RefSeq and is a predicted model, not a curated record. Bases 127 to 882 code for a protein of 251 amino acids. NCBI's taxonomy places the organism in Eukaryota, Metazoa, Arthropoda, Insecta, Coleoptera, Lampyridae.
CAAAGGAGCACUACACAGUCUUAAUCUUUGACCUUCUCGCAAUACUGCUAUGGAUAAAGUAUUCAUUGUUUAAAUACUUUUAAACAUUAUCAUUUACGAUUAACGCAGACCAGUAGUGAGGCAACAAUGAAUAACGACAAUAACCUAUUACUUUCUCUUACCAAUGGAAUACGCAUUAUAAAAUUUAAUCGACCUUCAAAAAGAAAUGCCCUCAAUUCGGAGCUGUAUGUACAAAUAACAAGAAUUCUCACUGAAGAUUCAAAGAAUGACAAUGUAGUCGGUACUAUUUUCACUGGAAUUGGCGACUACUACACUAGUGGUAAUGACUUUAGAAUGGAAAUUACUUCAGUUGAAAGAGAGUGUGAUAAAGUGCAAGCCUUUAUUAGUGCCCUUAUCGACUAUCCAAAACUGUUAAUUGCCAUUGUUAACGGUCCCGCAAUUGGAGUUGGCGUUACAACGCUUGCCUUUUUUGAUAUUGUCUAUGCCAGUGAUAGGGCAACCUUUCAAACACCAUUUGUCAAAGUGGGGCUUUGUGCUGAAGGGUGUUCCAGUUAUCUGUUUCCUCGUAUAAUGGGUAAAACCAGGGCAUGCGAAAUGUUACUUUUAGGAAAACGAUUUUCUGCAAAGCAAGCUUGUGAAGCUGGAUUGGUGUCGGAAGUCAUUCCACAUGGAGAGUUGGAGAAUUUUUUGAAACAAAUAUUGCAGUAUGGUUCUCUUCCACUGAAAUCUUUGUUGAAAUCCAAAAAAUUAAUCAACGACAAUGUGAGACAGAAGUUACAUGAAGUGAACAAGCGAGAAAUGGCUAUGGUGGGUGAAUGUAUAGGCAGCGAAGAGUUUCUUAAUUUUGCUAUUGGAUUUUUGUCUAAAAAAAAUAAAUUGUAAAUAUUUAGGGUUACAACGACUUACUUAAAUGAUUUAAUAAAAACAAAAAUCAAUGACAA